Molecule: messenger RNA, 777 nt
Organism: Fusarium sp. VM40
Lineage: Eukaryota; Fungi; Ascomycota; Sordariomycetes; Hypocreales; Nectriaceae
Source: the annotation of a GenBank genome assembly
AUGGCAUCUCAACUCACCUCAUUCACCCAAUUCCUCCGUGACCUGACCCUGACCCCGCAGAACCAACGCGUCGCCAUCGCGGCCGUUCUCGGCGCCGCUCUCGGGAUCCCGGUCUUCCGCAUCGCGGCCCGGGACUACCGUGGUUAUCUAGCUCUCGGGCCCGGUGGUCUACCCCACAACGUCGUCGGAUGGCUCGGACAGAUGCUCCUGAAGCCGUUGUGCAAAGAGCCUUUCGGGACGGGUUGCUACGACGAGACAGCGUUUGGAAAGGCUGGUCCGAAUGGCCAUGUUGCUUUUUUGAGUGAGAAGGAUGUCCCUGUUCGUGAAGGACCGAGGCCUGCAAUAGCGAGUUAUACGGCUCCGAGUCGUCAGGUGUCGGAUUUUGCAGAUGAGUCCAUCAUUGAGCGUUAUCAAGAAUUCCUCCGAUCUCUCGCCUCAGAGUCGCCCUCCAAGCUCAAGAUAGCCACAUCCAUCGUCGAGCGACGAGGCCCAGCUCUCUUUGCAAUCUCUGAAGGGGGACUCCACCCCGUUGCCCGGGGCACAAAGGGAGAGAUUGCGCACAUGCACGCAAGCGACGGCUCGAGCCAUGUUAAUCUAGCACCCAAGGAUGCGAAGCUUGUUCUGGAGAGGGGCUGGGGUCAGCGCCAUCCUCUGGCGGGCACGAUUUUGUAUCUGGGGAACGUGAUGGUGUAUGCGCCGAGGAAUGAGGAGGAGCUUGAGGUUGUUGAGGGUAUCACGAGGGCGGGAGCGCGGUUCAUGGUUGGUGAGGAGUUUUGA